Molecule: messenger RNA, 2921 nt
Organism: Anguilla rostrata (American eel)
Lineage: Eukaryota; Metazoa; Chordata; Actinopteri; Anguilliformes; Anguillidae
Gene: ccnk
Product: cyclin K
Biological process (GO): regulation of transcription by RNA polymerase II; positive regulation of DNA-templated transcription, elongation
Cellular component (GO): cyclin/CDK positive transcription elongation factor complex; nucleus
Molecular function (GO): cyclin-dependent protein serine/threonine kinase activator activity
Source: RefSeq, a predicted model, not a curated record
AAAGAGCAACAGGCUUGAGGCGAGGUUAGAUGACGCUUGAAUGUUGGUUAAAUAAAACAUGGCAGCCCCCUGUGAGAAGGAGUAGCGGUUUUUCUUGAAUUAAAGCACGGGAAAAGAAUAAUCAGAAUUGUCGCCGUCUCAUCAUCAUCAUAUUUGAACAAUUGUAUUGGUUUCGUCUGGAACAAGCCAAGACAAGGGAUUUUACGGCUGGCUGUUAUCCAACUUUUGAAGUUGUUAGCUAGCUGGCUGAUUGACUGGCUACUUCAAUAAAUGAAGGAAAACAAGGAGAAUUCAACUCCUGGUAAUCCGACUGCAAGCCUGGACCACAUAAAGCCAUGUUGGUAUUGGGACAAGAAGGACUUGGCGCAUACGCCCUCUCAGUCGGAGGGUCUCGAUCCUGCGACUGAGGCCAGAUACAGGCGCGAGGGAGCCCGGUUCAUUUUUGACGUUGGGACGCGCCUGGGCUUGCACUAUGACACUUUGGCAACUGGAAUCGUCUAUUUCCAUCGCUUCUAUAUGUUUCACUCAUUUAAGCAGUUCCCUAGAUAUGUCACUGGGGCGUGCUGUCUGUUCCUUGCUGGCAAAGUGGAGGAGACCCCGAAGAAAUGUAAAGACAUCAUAAAAACAGCUCGCAGUUUAUUGAAUGACGUGCAGUUUGCGCAGUUUGGGGAUGACCCUAAGGAAGAGGUCAUGGUGCUGGAAAGAAUAUUAUUGCAGACAAUAAAGUUUGAUUUGCAAGUGGAGCAUCCAUACCAAUUUCUCCUUCGCUAUGUCAAGCAGCUGAAAGGUGACAAGAAUAAAGUGCAGAAGCUGUUGCAGAUGGCUUGGACUUUUGUAAAUGACAGCUUGUGCACCAUGCUGUCGCUGCAGUGGGAGUCAGAGAUCAUUGCCGUAGCCGUCAUGUACCUUGCCGGGCGCCUCUGCAAGUUCGACAUCCAGGAGUGGACCUCCAAACAGUCGUCCCGCCGCUGGUGGGAGCAGUUUGUCCAGGACGUCCCGGUGGAGCUGCUGGAAGACAUCUGCCACCAGAUCCUGGACCUGUACUCACAGGGCAAACAGCAGAUCCCCCAGCAACCCCAGCUGUCAGAAAAAGAGAAGGCCAUCCCCACUCCGCAGCAGCUGCAGGCCAUAGCCCUGGCCCAACAGCAGGCCCAGGCCCCACCCCUCCCCCCUGCCCCCAAGAAGACCUCUCCACAGACCAGCCCUCCACGCCAGCUGAAGCGGCCCCAUGCCACCUCUCCUAAAGAAGAACCCAAGGCAUCAGAACAAGUUGGCUCCAAAAUCCCUCGUCUGGAGAGUCCGAUGCCCCCGCUUCCCCCAGCACAGCCCCCUCCUGAUCGCAAGCCCCCGCCCACUGUGUCAGCCCCGCCCGUAGAGGCGGAGCUGUCGAGGCCGGGAGAUGCCGCGGAGGUGCCCAAGGGGCCGGUGCCCCCUCCGCCCCACGCAGCCCCCGUGCACCAGCCCCCGCCUCUGCCCCACCGCCCCCCGCCCCCGCCGCCCUCCAGCUACAUCAUGGGCAUCCCCACCUCCAGCUCCUACAUGUCCGGGGAGGGCUACCAGAGCCUGCAGACCAUGAUGAAGACCGAGGGCCCCUCCUACAGCAGCAUGCCCCCCUCCUACGUGCCGCCCAUGCAGUACCACCCCCACGUGUACCCGCCCAACCCUCCACCCCCCGUCCCCCCGCCUUCUGCUUCUUACCCCCCCCACCUCCCUCCCCCCUCCCCCGCCUACCCGCCGCCCGGCUACAACCACAGCUACCCGCCCCCGCACAUGCCCCCGGGUCACGGCGUGCCGCCCCCGGGCAUGGGCAUGCCCCCUGCCAGCUACCCGCCCCCGCCGGGCCCUCCCGGGGGCCAGCCGCAGGUCCCCCCGCCCCUGCCCCCUGGCCUGCCCCCUGGGGCAGGUAUGAACCGUGGAGGUUGGAUGAGAUAACAGCACAGGAGAGGAUGUACCUGCUUAUUCCAAAAGCAAAGGAUGCUACACCUACAGUCAGAUAUAGAUGUUAACAGUGCCUUUAAUACAUUAAAUAAUUUUUGAGAAAAAAGGACAAGAUUAAAUAUUUUUUGGAACGGGUGAUGGAAGGUAAUGCACUUUUUUGGGUGUUUGCAAUUCCAUCUAUUUGUGUUGAGUAGUUUAGGUCCCACUGUGAAUAUUUUGUUUCUGAUUGCAGUAAUCAUCCAAGUGAACAUCACAAAGGUGACGACUAGCAGUCUGAACUGUUUCUGGUCUUAAUGGAAGCAAGUUGGCAUAUGUACUGGAGUCCACCAGCUAGAGGCAGCCAUUUUGUGAAACCUGGAAUGACUCUUUUUGCAUUGGCAGUGUUUUUCCAUCCCUGUUGUCAUGUAUGAAUUUGGCAUGCACAAUUCCCAUUUAGCACAGUAAUGAAAGUGCUAUGUAACUCUAGACCUGUGUGGUGUUCCUCUGCAAAGACUUUCUGUACCUGUUCUCUUGAACAGUUAUCAGUAUGUUGCUUUGAGAAACUGGGCUUGUUCCGCUGUUGGACUCCCAAGGGGGACAAAACAAAUUGGGUCACCCUUUAAGGCACCGUAAAGCAUUCACACAUUUCUAAUUUGAUUCAUCCUGACUGUUUCUGUCACUAGAUUAUGCAGAUUUCUAGAGAUUGUGCUGGAGGGGGGAAAAUGCACUUCACGUGUCCAAAUGUUGACCGAGGUCUGUUGUGGAGAAUAAAGAGUGAAGUCAUGUGAAUGAAUGAACCAUUCAGCACAAGAGGCCUCUUUGUAAAUAGUGUUAGAGGAGGCAUCGUCUCACUUUCUGUUUUUUAGAGCCGUUCCAACUGAGCUUCUGGCUUAUCCAUAAGGAAAACAAAGUAGUUGAUGUAAAAUGUGAAGUGUGGUCCAAGUCUGCUGUAUGUGACUUAUUUUUUCUCAAAGCAAAAAACAUUAAAAACGUCUGCUUACAAA